This is a messenger RNA of Penicillium coprophilum, 1179 nucleotides long. RefSeq lists its product as uncharacterized. Lineage: Eukaryota; Fungi; Ascomycota; Eurotiomycetes; Eurotiales; Aspergillaceae. The record is from RefSeq and is a predicted model, not a curated record. The coding region runs from base 1 to 1179 and encodes 392 amino acids. The transcript has 4 exons.
AUGGCCGAACAAAAGCCCGCCUUCCUGGCUCUAUCAAGUGAUAAUCGGGGACCGAUCAUCACUUUGACCUCGGUGUCCCUUCUGAUUGUGGCUAUAAUCUUUGUGCUUGCUAAGUUCGGUUCGGUGAUCUAUUUCAAGCAGCGACGGACAACAGUCAAUACUCCCAUCUGGCUCGCUUUGAUACUUGCAAUCAUUCAAGUCGUUAUUUUACAAAAAGCUAUUGGCCAUGGACUGGGAAAACAUCAAGACAAGCUUGGUGAAGGUGACAUUCAAGCCUGGAGCAAAUAUGCCUUCGCUGCUCACUUGUUGCUCAUCCUUGUCUUGUCGCUUUCGAAAAUGUCGACUAUCCUGCUGAUUUGGAAGUUGACGCCAAGUAAAAGCCUUCGUCGCAGCUGCGUUUUUACCGGUGGUGUAGUUGUUGGGUGGACGGUAUUCGCAGUGUUGGGUAUAGCGUUCCAAUGUGAACUACCCCAGGUGUGGCUAUACUCGCCCAAGCGAUGUGCUGGGCAGGGAGCCCUCUUCUACCCGGUCGCAUUGGUCAAUAUACUCACAGAGAUGAUCAUCAUUGUCCUGCCGUUUAUUAUGAUGCGACAUGUUCAGAUGGCCCAGAACAAGCGGGCAAAAAUCCUAUGCUCCUUCUCUUUGCGCCUGAGUAUGGUCGGCCUCGGAAUCGCCCACCUAGCCCUCACACCUUCAUUCACCCAUUCAACCGACGUUUCCUGGGACGUGUCUAUUUGGGAAGUGGUUGGACAGGCAAUGAUGCUCACAACCGUCACAAUCGCAUGCGUUCCAACCCUUUACCACAUCUUCGCUGGCCUGCACUCUGGCCUAUCCACAACUGAGAUUCCCGAGGGGCUCGAGCUCCCCCACACCAAGUCUAGCGGGUAUAUCAACCAAUCCUCCUCGGCAGCAAGCCAGUCGCAUUCGCGGUCAGAGUCGCGUGGACGCCCUAGGAAGAAUGGACGGUCAAUGUUUGAUGGAUGGGGAGGUCAGACGGGGGUUGUUACCGAGGUUUCAUCGGGAGAUAAUCAGAAUAAUGAGGGUCGACGGUCUAGUUCGAGCGAGGGAAAUGAGAGCACGCGGCAUUUGACGCAGGAUCUCCAAGGGAAGGGGGGCGUUUUAAGGACGGUGGAUGUGACGGUGGAGGUUGAGAAACACUAUCAAGGGGACCGGUUUUAG